CAUCAUUUCAGUUUCAACAUUUUAAGCAAACAGUUCAUUUUACAUUUUAACAAAAUUCGAAAUAAGGACAAAAAAAUUCUUUUAAUUUAUUGCUAAAUUCUUGAGUUUUUUGAAUUAAAAUUACAAUGUGUGACUCAAAUGGUGAUUCAGCAAAGGUAACUAGUGAAGGUCGCAGCAUUGACGAGGGAUUCUGUCAUUUGAUGGGUGCAAUGUACAAUGACAUGCCAUCCGAGCUCAAUUCGCAAACGAAACGGAAUCCCGAAAUGAUAAGAUCCAUUAGAUCCAUCCGUUUACCACGGCCUACGGCAUUUGCUGCACGUUAUGUGACCAAAGUGCUGCAUCCUAGUCCGAUGAUAGUCUCAAAGCGCUUCGUGAAACCGCAAAUGAUGGGCGACAACAACGGCCAAGGCUCGGAUCAGGAUCGUUUAUUGCGCAAACUCUUCUGUGUUCCUUUGCUGAGCAAGAUUGUGUUGCUAAUCACACCCAGGGGCAGCAACUCGCACAUGAAUGAUAUGUUCAAUAUCCAUGCCUAUAUGAUAGAGGAUCAAUUUCAUCUCGGUGUAACAAGCCUGACGGCAUCCGAACGCGAACUCUUUGUGAACCCACAAAAGCCAAAUAAUUAUGCUUUGAUCUGUUGCUCGGGCCACAUUCAUCUGGAGGAUGCUUUUAUGAAUGCCUCGCUGAAGAAGAAUAUCAUUCAAAUGUCAAAAAACAAAUCAAAUGCAGUCGUUGAAAUAAAAUGCAAGGGCAAAAGAUUAUCCCUCCAAUAUACUGGAGACCCGCAUCAACCAAAGAUCGAAGCAACUGGCAGCGGCAAAAGUCGACAGGUCAAGAUCCCAGCUCUAAAUGCAACGGCUGACAUAUAUCCACUACAAUUGAAAAAUAUAUCUACAAAUCGGCAGAUAAAUGCUGCAACCUCAGAGGUGCCUCUAGAGAUUUUCGAUAACCAAAUCGAGGAACUAUCUGAAGCAAAUGCAAAUAGUGUUGAGCAACAACAGCCUCUUGCUCAAAUCGUGCACCAAAACAUCCAACAAAACAUCGAUAACUUUGAGCAGAUUGUGGAGCAACAACCUGCAACUGAAACAGAGCCUCAUAUUAUGGACAACGAAAAACUGUCAGCUGAACAGCUCUCAAAUAAGGUGGGGCAAGUUCCUCAAGAGGAUAAGGAGAACAUCAAUGCUAGUAUUGAAAAGGUUGAGGAGCCAAUUAUUCAGCAAAACAAUAAAAACAUUAAGCAGAUUAUGGAAACGUCUGAUCAGCAUUUAAAUAAAGCCGAGAAGGUGCCUAAAGAGAUCCUCAAUAGUGAAAUCGAGGAACUAUCUGAGUCAAAUGCAAAUUGUGUUGAGCAACCACAACCUCUGGCACAAAUCGUGCACCAAAACAUCCAACAAAACAUCGAUAAUGCUGAGCAGAUUAUGGAAUUAGCUGAGCAACAACCUUCAACUGAAACGCCGGUAUAUCAACGUUCGAUUAGCUCCUGCUCACAAUAUUCGUAUCGAGGGCGUCGUCCGUCAAGAAUCUUCUCGAAAUCACAGCCAGACAAAAUGCUCUCCAGCGGCGGCACGUUGGAUGUUCGAGUGAAGCAAAAGAGCAAGUCUUUAGUGACGGAAACUAGGAAGCCUCAAUGGGUCACAGCCGGACUCAAUUCGAAGCAUCGCAAUUAUGUAGUGAUAUACAAUCCAAAAGAAAUACGCGGACCCACGCCGGUAUAUCAACGUUCGAUUAGCUCCUGCUCGCAACAUUCACAACCAGCCCACAGCCCACCCGAACCAUGUGAAGUCGAAAAUAUUCAGAAGAUAACCGAUAGUAGACAGAUUGUGGAAUCGUUAGAGCAACAUUUAAAUGAGCUGGAGCCACGCGAGGAAAUGCACAACUAUAAACAUACAAGGAAGCAAUCAAAUGAUGUCUCUGAACUGCUGCAAGAUGAGCUCAAGGACAUUAAAGAUGUGCCGAUUGAGGACGUAAGAGAGGUCAAGGAAGUUGAAAAGCAAGUCAUAUUUUAUGUCAAGAAGCCGGCUACUCCGAAUUUCAACAAAGAGUACAAAGAUAAACUAAAACAGUUCCAAAUUGACAGGCGACUGAAGAAAUCUCUGCAAAGUCAGCAGGCUGCAAAUGAAACAAGUCAAUCAAGCCUCUUUAAGGAGCCGCAGCUCAACAAUCGGCCACAAAUACUCGGACACACGCCGGUAUAUCAACGUUCGAUUAGCUCCUGCUCGCAAUAUUCGUAUCGAGGGCGUCGUCAGUCAAGAAUCUUCUCGAAAUCACAGCCAGACAAGACGCUCUCCAGCGGCGGCACGUUGGAUGUCCGAGUGAAGCAAAAGAGAUCGAGCUGCAAGUCUUUAGUGACGGAAACUAGGAAGCCUCAAUGGGUCACAGCUGGACUCAAUUCGAAGCAUCGCAAUUAUGUAGUGAUAUACAAUCCAAAAGAAAUACGCGGACCCACGCCGGUAUAUCAACGUUCGAUUACCUCCUGCUCGCAACAUUCACAACCAGCCCACAGCCCACCCGAACCAUGUGAAGUCGAAAAUAUUCAGAAGUUAACCGAUAGUAGACAGAUUGUGGAAUCGUUAGAGCAACAUUUAAAUGAGCUGGAGCCACGCGAGGAAAUGCACAACUAUAAACAUACAAGGAAGCAAUCAAAUGAUGUCUCUGAACUGCUGCAAGAUGAGCUCAAGGACAUUAAAGAUGUGCCGAUUGAGGACGUAAGAGAGGUCAAGGAAGUUGAAAAGCAAGUCAUAUUUUAUGUCAAGAAGCCGGCUACUCCGAAUUUCAACAAAGAGUACAAAAAGAAACUAAAACAGUUCCAAAUUGACAGGCGACUGAAGAAAUCUCUGCAAAGUCAGCAGGCUGCAAAUGAAACAAGUCAAUCAAGCCUCUUUAAGGAGCCGCAGCUCAACAAUCGGCCACAAAUACUCGGACACACGCCGGUAUAUCAACGUUCGAUUAGCUCCUGCUCGCAAUAUUCGUAUCGAGGGCGUCGUCAGUCAAGAAUCUUCUCGAAAUCACAGCCAGACAAAAUGCUCUCCAGCGGCGGCACGUUGGAUGUCCGAGUGAAGCAAAAGAGAUCGAGCUGCAAGUCUUUAGUGACGGAAACUAGGAAGCCUCAAUGGGUCACAGCCGGACUCAAUUCGAAGCAUCGCAAUUAUGUAGUGAUAUACAAGCCAAAAGAAGUGAUCACUCAGAAGGCUCUCGAGGAGAAUUACGAGCGUGACAUGAGCUCAGCAGGUGAUGCAAUGCCUAGUCAAAACAAUAUGCUCGUAUUGUAUGAUCAGGAGGAUGACGACUACGAUCCCAAUUAUUGUUACGAGCUGUGGCCACCGCAGCUAUUGGAAUCCGAGUCGGAAGGAGGGAUCGACGAGUCGACAAUAGACUGUUUGAUACCCAACUCACAGACCAUUCUGGAUGCAAAUUCAACGCAAUUCGAACGCAUGAUGCAACAUCCAGUUGCAGUGCCAAAGACAUUUUCGCAUCGAACUCGUCAGCUAAUAGAAGACAAACUAUCAAGCGUUGAUGCCAAGCAAGCGUUCCACAAUUUGGGCAGUCUGAUUCGACGCGUGAACUCGCGUCCCAUUCCCCAUGACCGGCAUCUGCAGAUACUCUUUCGUCUAUUCGCCCGGCUGGAUGUUCAGCUCUUUGUGCGUGCCGAGUUCAAUCUUCCCGGUUGCAAUCCGACGCCAACGAUGCCACGUUGUCGCAUCGAAUGCUUCUUCUUUCCGGAUCGCUCAGACUUUAUUGUGUCGAUAGCAGUUUUACGCUCGCAGCUGGAGCAGCUCAUGCGACAAAUACCUCAAAUAUUGCCUAAUUUACACUACUGUCGUGAUGCUUUUGAUUUGACUCGCGUUCCAGAUGUCGUUAGGAACUAUGUGCGCAACCAUUUCAAUAAACUGCUGAAGGAUCUGCUUGCCGAGUAUUGCUAUCAGCUGAUUCAGGAGAAGACACCGAUCUCAGCCAUGCCUUAUGAGCUCACUGAUCACGAUAUCUUGGGCGAUGAUAUUUUUCUACGACCCAAAGCCACCAAGAUUCUGCCUUUAACACUAGAGAAACUCAAUUAGUAUUUGGUUUAACAAUACGAUAAAUAUUUUUUUAACAUCAGAUGACAAAUUAUUGGUUUAAGCAUCUUAGCAUACAUUUUUGUAUGUCGUAAUAUAAUUUAAACAGAGAAAACUU
Messenger RNA from Drosophila sulfurigaster albostrigata, 4167 nucleotides. RefSeq lists its product as uncharacterized. Lineage: Eukaryota; Metazoa; Arthropoda; Insecta; Diptera; Drosophilidae. The record is from RefSeq and is a predicted model, not a curated record. The transcript has 2 exons. The coding region runs from base 126 to 4052 and encodes 1308 amino acids.